Molecule: messenger RNA, 4976 nt
Organism: Gadus macrocephalus (Pacific cod)
Lineage: Eukaryota; Metazoa; Chordata; Actinopteri; Gadiformes; Gadidae
Product: protein piccolo-like
Exons: 13
Coding region: 395-4549 (1384 amino acids)
Molecular function (GO): zinc ion binding
Source: RefSeq, a predicted model, not a curated record
GUACGAGAGUCUGGUAGGACCAGGCUACAGAGAUACUGCUGAUAGGUAAAAGCCUCUCCUUGGAUAUGCUUGGAUGACGGUUUCGAUACACGACAAUAGGACGCUGUGAUUGGUUGAAGUUAAGGGGAGGGUGCGCAGAGAAGAGGAGGAAGGGUUGAUCUCGGCGGAGCAGGCAGUAGGCUACCCAAUGGGGGCUCGCAGCGCUUGGUUACUCCGGUUAUCUCUUAGUAGAUGAAUACGUUAAGAAGUAGGAGAAGACGGAGUAGAAGAAGAACCGUCUCAGAGUCGGAGAAAAAACAUCUCGGAGUAGGUGACGAACCAUCUCGGAGUAGGUUAAGAACCGUCUCGGAGUUGGAGAAGUACCAUAUCGGAGUAGGAGAAUAACCUCGUCCUCAUGCUGACCACGUGUACCAGCUGUGGCGGCGAGGCCGAGGCCACGUCCUGGUGUGUGGACUGUGGGGAGGCCCUGUGCCGGGGCUGCGUGGAAGCCCACAAGAGGGUGAAGGUGACCCGCUCCCACCACAUCCUGGACCAGCUCCCAGCGGACGUCCCCAGGUCGGACUCGGCGCCCACGGGCAUCUACUGUCCCCUCCACCGCGAGGAGGUUCUCCAGCUCUACUGCUACACCUGUGACGUCCGCACCUGUCGCGACUGCCAGCUCAUGGACCACCGCGCUCACUCCUUCCAGUAUGUCCACGAGGCUUACCAGAGCAUCAGGAAGCAGAUGUACGGUCUGUUGGUUCCUGUAGACAAGCACACGGAGAAGGCCAUGCAGAGCAUCAUGCUCAUGAGCUCCAGGUUGAAGGAGAUACAUUCCCAAAAAGUUGAAAUGAAGGUCACCUUUCUAACGCUAGUAAAAAGCUUCUGCCUCCACUUCAAAGAGAGACUAUCCAAUCACUAUGCUCAAGUGGCGGCCAUCUACACCUCAGAGGAGGAGGUCCUGAAGACCCGGAUGAAGGGGCUGAUGGAGAAGGUGGAGGACUACACCGUACGGAUCAAGAAGCUCGAGGACGACGCGUCGGACAUCACGACUCUGCUGGCACGCAAAACGGAGAUCAGCGCUUGGUCAGAGUGGAUUCUGAGCCAGGAAGUCGGUCCUCCUAAGACCAUGACCAAGCCCAGCCUCACCAUCAACACUGCCGUCGUGAAGGCCAUCCUCUCCCUCGGUGAGCUUCGAGUGUCUCAGGUUCCUUUCGCCUGCAAGGAAACCAACCCUCAAGAAUGGCCCUCACAGCCCCUGGGCGGUGUGGCUACGACCCCUACGACCCCCGCCGCGUCGACGGCCACAGCCUCCCUCCAUCCCCCUCCUCGGCCAGCAACGGCCCUCCCCAUAACCAGACGCCCCCCACGCCCCGCCCCGCCCCAGCGCUCAGCCAGUCACCCCUCUGUUCUGGGAUCAGCCAGGUCUCAUGUGCCUUUCUUUUGCCCAGACCAAUCAAAUGUAAGAUAUGCUGCCCCCCCCACGCUGUCCUCAUGUGAGCCUGGUUGGAGACCAGUACAUCAGCAGACCGGCCAACCGCAGACCGGCCAACCGCAGACCGGCCAACCGCAGAACGGCCAACCGCAGACCGGCCAACCGCAGACCGGCCAACCGCACACCGGCCAACCGCACACCGGCCAACCGCACACCGGCCAACCGCAGACCGGCCAACCGCAGACCGGCCAACCGCAGACCGGCCAACCGCAGACCGGCCAACCGCAGACCGGCCAACCGCAGACCGGCCAACCGCACACCGGCCAACCGCACACCGGCCAACCGCACACCGGCCAACCGCACAGCGGCCAACCGUACAGCGGCCAACCGCACACCGGCCAACCGCACACCGGCCAACCGUACAGCGGCCAACCGUACAGCGUCCAACCGUACAGCGGCCAACCGUACAGCGGCCAACCGUACACCGGCCAACCGCAGACCGGCCAACCGCAGACCGGCCAACCGCAGACCGGCCAACCGCAGACCGGCCAACCGUACAGCGGCCAACCGUACAGCGGCCAACCGUACAGCGGCCAACCGCAGACCGGCCAACCGCAGACCGGCCAACCGCAGACCGGCCAACCGCAGACCGGCCAACCGCAGACCGGCCAACCGCAGACCGGCCAACCGCAGACCGGCCAACCGCAGACCGGCCAACAGCAGUCCAGCAUUGUUGGAUCGAGCCUUCAGAGCUCCAGCCAUUAUUAUUUUGGGUCAGGCCAUCAAAGCCAAUCGCAGACAGGUCGAGCCCCCACCACCCCGGUGUGGAACCCUGCAGGCCUCCUUCAGGUCCACAUCCAGGCCCCGUCCGGUCUCUCACUAGUGAACUCUGAUGGGUCCUUGGUGGUACCAAACGCCCCGCCUCUACCUCCUACGCCUUCAGCAGAUCUCCCCCCGGGCGCAGUACAGCCCACCGUGGCCAACCCGUCCAACCAGCCCCCCUACUGCGUGCUCCCCGUCGGGACCACCUUCUACCCCAUCCUGUCUUCUGCAUUGAGCGGCUUCCUCAAGGACAAGACGGGCGGCCCGGUGGGCGGGCCGGGCCAGAAGGUCAUCAUGUUGGGGGCGCCCAUCACGUCCACGACCCCCACGGUGGUGUUGGACUCUGACCCCCCGGAGAAAAGAAAACCGGGGAGGCCCAAGAACUCUUCCUACCACUCUCUCUGUAAACAAGUCACUCAGACCACAGCGCCGUCGGCGGUGGAUCCCGCCACGCCGCUGGCCUUCCCCUCGGGCGGCUCCCCCUCCAGGGGCGCCGGCCGUGAUGCAGAGGUACCCGCCGGGCACCCGACUCAGAACCAGAUCCAACCGGUCACUGAGGAGGCCAGGCCGCCACCCCCCCACCCCCCAUCAGAUCAACCCUUGACUGAGAACCAGAUCCAACCGGUCACUGAGGAGGCCAGGCCGCCACCCCCCCCUCCAUCAGAUCAACCCUUGACUGAGAACCAGAUCCAACCGGUCACUGAGGAGGCCAGGCCGCCACCCCCCCCUCCAUCAGAUCAACCCUUGACUGAGAACCAGAUACAACCGGUCACUGAGGAGCCCAGGCCGCCAUCAGAGCGGCAGACCCCACCCCCCUACUGGUGGGGUCGCCACUCCUCGAGGGUUAACCAGGUCAGGGACCAGAACCCCCUUCUGUACCAGAUCAUCCUGGAUAGUUUCUCUAGCAGUAGCAGUAACGCCGGAGACUCCUUAACCUCUGACCCCGAGCGUGAACAGCCCGGCCCGGACCCCAGGGGGGCCCCGCCCUCCCCAGAGGCUCCGCCCCCGACCACCAGGACGGUGAAGGCCCUGGCAGACUCCUCCAGCCGGGGCCCGGAGGAGCGUCCGCGGGCCCCCAACAUCCAGGAGAACGAGCUGACCUCCACCGUGUCCGACCCCGCGCCCCCGGAGGACGUCUCCGGUGUUCCCAGAGGAUUGUGGCCCCGGGUGUCCGAACGCUCCCCUCCGUCCCCCGGGGCCCAGGGCCCCUCGGACACCCGGGGCCACAAUCUGCCAGCGUACCCCGGCGUGCAGGAAGCGCCCCCCGCCGAUCCUCACGGAGCAGGCUGGGCGCAGACGGCCGGAGCUUCAGCCGAGGACCCGGCCGGUCCUGAGACCCCAGGAGGGGAGCUGAUGGGAGGGCCGGGGGAGGGCACCGGGCGGGCGGCGCCGGGCCCCUGCAGCCGGGCGGCGCCGGGCCCCUGCAGCCGGGCGGCGCCGGGCCCCUGCAGCCGGGCGGCGCCGGGCCCCUGCAGCCUGUGGCCGGUGGUGUCUCUGUACCGGCUGCCCCUGUCGGCGGGCGCUCCCGGCCGCCCGACUCCCCGCUACCGACUCCACGCCGGAGACACGGAGCAGGAGAUGUUCCUGGAGGAGUUGAUGGACGACGACCUGCCCCGUGACGAGGAGCAGGACUCCUACCUCCAGCCUCUGUCGUCGCCCGGGUCCCCUGAGGGCCCCCCGGCCCCCGGGUCCCUGGCGCCCUGCGCGUGCUGCCACGCCCUGUCCUGCGACGCCGCCUGUAGCCGGUGUGAGCGCAGCUUCCACGGCGCCUGCCACGUCCCCCCCGGGGCCCUCUCCGGGCCGGAGUGGGUUUGCUCGCUGUGCCAGGACCUGUCGGACCCCAGAGACCCCUACGCCUCAGAGAGGCGCUACACGCCCUGCCUGAGCCUGCUGGAGCAGCGGAAGUGUGAGUGCGUGCUGCUGUCCCUGCUGUGCCAGCUGGGAGACCCCACAGAGGCUCUGGCUCUGGUCCAGAAGCGGCUCUGUCACCUGAAGAACCCCCCCUACAGAACCUCCUUAGAGCUCAUCACCGACCUCCAGCUGGCUGUGGACCUCCACUCCCCCUCAGAGGACGAAGAGCCCAGCCUGUGGGAGGGGCUCCGGCUGACUGCUCUGCUGGGCGUCGACCCCGACCCCUCCCUGAGGGACCCCCAGCAGCCAGCCAGCCCCCCCGGGGACCCGGGGCCCGGCCGGGACGCCGACCGGGAGGAGAGGGCGGCGCAUGGCGGGGGCCGCCCGACGAAGAGGUCGAGGGUCACGGGGAGGGACCUGAGGGCCGACGGCUCAAAGCCCAGCAAGAGGAGGAGGAGGUAGAGGGGCCCCUGGAGGACCUGGGGGCCUCUAGAGGACCAGGGGCCCCAGGAGGGUCUGGGGGCCCCUAGAGGACAUGGGGCCCCUGCAGGAGCCUGAGGACCAGCCGGUACUACCUCGAUUGGACCGAUCCUUUCGAUCCCUUGUCCCUGUGACUCUGAACUUGAACCCUGGUGCUGGGUGUGAGCGCUGGUCUGCCCUGUGAAGGACCCGUUCACACUCCUCCUGGCACCUCGGCUGAUUGUAUUUGUGCCGGCAUUCUAUUGUUUACGAUGGGCAGAGGCCCGAGACCUGAGCCCAGAGAUCUGGGCGAAGUCCUGAAGUGGGUCAACGGUGGAUCCUGGUUUUGUUCGUCCGGCUAAACGCUCAGGGAACUGAUCCGUUAUCGACGACUGUUUUCACACAAAUAAAUAUAUAUUUUCAGACCAAA